GCCCGGGUAACGCGGCUGCACGAGCGCGGCGGCCGUUUUUCCCCCACCGUUGGCACCGUCCCCUCCGUCCCCGCCCUCCGCUCGGUUCUUAGGUAACAGAUGGCUUCACAAGACAAAAAACAAGCUCAGGCCUUUGCAGACAUCUUUGAUGAAGAUGAAGCUGAAAAAUCCUUUCUGUUGUCCAAGCCUACUUGCUUCAUUAUUCUUGGAAAGCCAGGUUCUGGAAAGAAAACAUUAGCUAGAAAGCUAGCACAAGCAUGGAAAUGCAUUCUCAUAGAAGCUUCGGAAGUAAUUCAAAACAAUAUCAAUGAAGAAACAGAAUAUGGGCACAAGUGUCAAGAGCUGCUUCUUAAAGGUCAAAGUAUUUCUGAAGAACUGGUUAUGGAAAUGAUUCUGAAAAAGAUUGAGUCACCAGAAGUUGAUCAUUUUGGUUAUAUUCUCAGUGGAUUUCCUUGUCUCUCAGAGGAAUACAUGACUGUUUAUCAGCAAAUAGAGAAAAUAAAAAAUCUAAAAUUCAAGCCGGAUUUCCUGAUUAAUAUUAAGUGUCCAGACUUUGACUUAUGCCAAAGAAUAUCAGGACAAAGGCAACACCCUGAUUCAGGGCAGAUAUACCAAAGGGAGCAGUGGGAUCCUAACAUUAUUAAAAAGCACAAAGAAGAGAAAGAGAAAGAGCAGAAUGAAGAGGACCAUGAAGAAGAAGAAGAAGAAGAAGAAGAAGAUGAAGAGCAGGAAGAAGAGAGUGCCAAAGACCCACUUAUGACGCCGGAAUUUUUGCAGCAAUUAGUGUGGAGGCCUGAAGAUACUCUUCACAAUGCAGAGGAAAGAGUUAGAACAUACAAAGACAUACUGCUUCGUCCUUUAGAAGACUGGAUGGCUGAACAGGAUAGUCAAUAUCUCAUUGAACUGGAUGGAAAUCAGCAACCAGAUGUUCUCUUUGCAUCACUGGUAGCUCAGCUUCAAUCUCUGGGUAUUCCAAAUGGAGCUCCCAUAACUAGACUUGACAGUGAGGAAGAAGAAACACUGGAGAGACUGAAAAGUGAUGAACUUUUCCGGGCUUUGUCAUCCUACAAACUACUAGCACACAGAUACAGAUGGCGUAGAAGCAGGUGGGGGAAUGCAUGUCCUGUGGCCCUAAAGGAAGGUGAUAUUGUAAUGGGAAACCCACAAUUGGCUGUCAGUUUUCUAGGUAAAAUGUAUUUACUGUCAUCCCCAGAGGCACUGAAGACAUUUAUGUCAAAUCCACGACCUUAUCUGUUACCACCAAUGCCACUUCCUCCUUGUAAAGUACUGGUAUUUGGUCCCCCAUUCUCUGGAAAAACAACUAUUUGUAACCUCAUUGCAGAGAAAUACAAAGGAGAGGUCCUUGAUAUGGCCAAACUCAUUCAACCCCAUAUGGAAGAAUCAAGAGAAGAAAACCUUGAGAAAGUGCGAAGGGAUGCAGUAGAAAAGGCAAUAAGUGCAGUGAAAAAUAGGUUGGAACUUGAAGAACAGUCCACAGAAUCAGGAGACCUGCAAGAACAUACAGAUGUCAAAGAAGAUGAUUCUGAAGACCCCACUAAAACCGGAGAAGAAAGAGACUUGGAAGAAGGUACUAAUAUAGAAUCUGCCAUCAUCCAAAAAAGAAUGUCAGAGAUAACUGCUGAUCACCCAGAAGUUCAAGCAAUGGUAGAGGAAGCCAUGAAAAGUGCAUCAGUCUCUGAAUUUACACUGUCACCUGAAAUAUAUGCAGAAGUACUGGAGAGAGCUAUUGCAGAGCUUAUGAAGAAGAACAAAGACAGGUUUCCUGGUGCUCCAGAAAAAGGAGGAUGGGUGGUAGAUAAUUACCCACUCUCAGUAGAUCACUGGUCAGCUUUAUCAGAAAAAGGACUUUUACCGGACACUGUUGUCUGUCUGAAGGAUACAGAAAAACAUGGAAUCUAUCUACUACGCAGAACAUACUUAGCAAAUAAAGAUGAGAUUGAUUCUAAGAUUUUGAAAAGACUAGCAAAUGAAGCAUUAUUAAACAAAGCAAAAGGAGAGGAAGAAGAAGAGGGACAAGAGGAAGAAGAAGAGAGAGGAGAAAUGCAAGAAAUACUGACAGGAGAGGAAGAGGCUUCUGAGGAGAAAGAAUUUGAGGAGACCAAUGAGGAGCUUUCACCUGAGCCUGAACAAAUGUUCCAGAACCAGUCCAGUGACUCCGCAGGUUAUGAAGAAUCUACACCUACAGAAAUCAUGCUACCUGAGUUUGAAGACAAUGAAUUUAUAGAUCUGCCAGAAAUGGAAAUAAUUAAAAAUAAGAUCAGCCUUUUCAUGAACGACUGGCAAACAGUGGAGUCAGAAAUCCACAGGUCAUCUCUAGUUCAGGUUGCUGUUUUAGAGAUUGCUGAGCAAACUCCAGAAAGUCUGCUUAAUCAAAGUGUGCUGGCUAUGGAAACACCUUUUAAAUAUUAUGGUUGGGAAUUAUCUGCUGAAGACUUAGAUGAGGAAGCAGAAGAUCUGGCUGCUGAAGAGGAAGAAGAAGAAGAUAAUGAAGAAGAGGAAAAUGAAGAUGAUGAAGAAGAUGAAGAAAAAAUUAAGGAAAAUAAAAGGCACAUGGGAGACACAAAACACUUUUGUCCAGUCAGCCUGAAAGAGAACUUUGUUCUUUACCCAGGACUCAAUGACUAUGCAGCUAAAUAUCGAGAAAAGUUUUAUUAUUUUUCAACUUUUGAGAACAGAGAUAAAUUUCUGGAGAACCCUGAGGAGUAUGUGGCUCACAAUGAACCAUUACAAGCUCCUCCUUUACGGGUAUGCUUACUUGGGGCUCAUGGAGCAGGUAAAACUACUUGUGCACAACAGAUAGCUGACAAAUUAGGCAUUUUCCAUAUUCAGUUUGAAGAAUAUCUACAGCAGUUGAUCUUACCCAAAACUAAAAAGAAAGUUGGGCCAUAUUUUGAUGAAGAAUCUGAAGAAGAUGAUGAUGAAAUGCUAAAUCUAUCGCAGGCACCAGAAGAUUUUCCUCAGACUAUGACUGAAACUGAGGCUGAAAAAAGCCUACAGGCAGUGGAAUUAACUAAUGAGGAAGAAGCAAUCAAAGCAAAUCUACAGCAUAAUGAGGAACUGCCUCCAGAAGUCCUCAAUAACAUCGUUCUUGACUGGUGGAGGAAAGAGCCAUUCCGGUCUACGGGAUUUAUACUGGAUGGUUUCCCUCGUACUCCAGAUGAAGCCAAGUAUUUGGCAGAUCAAGGACUCUGUCCUGACGUUGUGUUUUAUAUUCAAGUAGAAGAAAGUGACAUUCUUAACCGUCUUUUUCCUCCACGUCUGCAAAAGUGGAAAGAAAGACAGUACCAAAAAAUGGAAAAGAAAAAGAAACUGAAAGACCUAAAAGCAAAAAUAAGAGAUGAGAAGAUUGCUAGAAGAAGGGAAGAACUUUUAGCAGAACAAAAGCAAAAGAAACAGGAGGCAUUAGCAAAUGAGGAGCAUUAUGAAGCCACUGAGGAGGAAGAUGAGAAUCAAAAUGAAGAAAUUGAAGCUAUGCUCGAAGAAGAGUUUAUGGAAGAAGAAGAAGAAGAGGAUGAAGAAGAACAGGAGGCUGAUGCUACUGAGCGCAUACAAAGUGAAAUUACAGAAAGGUUUGAUUCAGAAAUAGACAAUUUACUACGUGUACAGGAAGAACUUGAAACAUUGUUAAUACCACAAAUUGAGAUCAGUGGAGGACGGAAGCCUCACAUCGUACACUACCAAGUAUUUAGCAAGCUGAAUUCUCUGGUGGAAAACCGUGGAAGCAUUUUUGAGAAGUGUUACCCAAUAAGUUUGCCACUUGCACAUAAACUGCUACUUUUCUCAUAUAAAUUUCUAAGUUCUUUUGGUCAGUGGGAUCCAGUCAAGCUGAGUGAAGGAGAUGUAAUCAAGCCACAGCAAAGCCAUGAAAAUAUGGUCUUCCCUGUAAUCCAUCGACAAUAUAUUUAUUUCUUUUCAAGCAAAGAAAAUAGAGAAACAUUUAUGAAAAAUCCCAUCAAAUAUAUUUGCCAGCCCAAACCUAAACCAGCUGUGCCACUUAAAAUUGCAAUUGUGGGACCUCCAAAAUCAGGCAAGAGUACAGUUGCCAAGAAGUUUGCCAGUGCAUAUGGGUUACUGCGCCUGAGCAUGGGAGAUGCCAUUCGGAUGGUGUUAAACAAUCAGCCAGAGACUGAGCUGGCACUUAAGUUAAAGGAAUAUCUUCAGAAAGGACUGACUGUUCCUGAUGAACUGUCCAUCCAGGCUCUCAAUGUGGCUCUGAUGAAUCACGUGUGCAAUACCACUGGAGUUGUAAUUGAUGGAUAUCCUGUAACAAGAAAACAAGUAACCCUCUUGGAAUUAGCCAGGAUAAUUCCAGCAAAAAUCUUUGAAUUAGAUAUGGAUGCAAAGGAAGUGAUCCGAAGAGCACUGUUGGAUAAGGAAAGCACAAACAGACCUCCCUACCCUCAACAUGACAGCUCACAGAUUCUAACUAUUAAAAAUUCCUGCUAUAAACAGCACAUUGAUGCAAUUAGGACUUACUAUAAGAGGGAGCAUCAGAACUGGUGUGUGAUUGAUGCCUUGCAAAGCAAGUGGUGGAUCUGGAACAAAGUACUGCAGGAAGUUCAAGUGGUUGUUAAAGAAAUCCAGAUAUACCUGGAAAGAAUAAGACAAGGAAAAGCAGCUGGCAUUGCUGAUUUAUGUAUCACUCCUGAAGAGCUGCAGCAUCGACUAGGGGAGUUUGGGCAGUACUGUCCUGUCAGCCUUGCAGAAAAGGGUGAACUGGUCGACUGCUCCGAAACAUCAUCCUUGCAGUUUGCUGCAGAAUUUCGAGGCCACUAUUACAAAAUGGCUUCACAGGAAGAACUUGAGAAAUUCUUGAGCAGACCAGAGGUUUAUGUGCCACCACUGGCACCUCACACUUUCCCAUCCCCCAAAAUGCUACCAAAGAAACUGGCUGCAGCAGAAGUGAAGGGUUUGCUCCCUACAAAUGCUGAAAUGCAGGGAUACUGUCCAGUCACUUACCUAGAUGGAAAACAGAGGUAUGAAGCUUUGGUGCCUGGCAACAUCGAGCAUGCAGCGAAGUAUCAAGACAAAGUAUAUAUUUUUGAAAGUGAAGAAAAACUUCUGAAGUUUAUGAGGUUACCAGAGAAGUAUUGGAAUCUGAAGCUUCCAAAAAAACUCCCGCCAAUAAAGGACCCAAUACCACUCACUGCACUUCCCUUGCCUGGAUAUCUUGAGCAGGGAGCAGCAACACCUCUAAUAAAAGCCCUGAAAGAAGUAGGCUGGUUAAAGCCGAAGUUUCCGUUCCUAAGUGUGAGAAAAACUGCUUUGCUGUUCAUUGCCUUGCAUUUAAAAGGGCACAACCCCAGGAGCUCGGAGUCCGUGCGGCAGAAGUACCAGAGGGAGCUGGCGCGGUUCACAGAGCACUGCCAGCUCAUCCCCUACCUGGCGGCAGCUAUGGCAGCGCCCUACAGGGACGGGCAGCAGAAGCCCCCGGGCUUUGAUGACCGCAUGAAGACUUUCCUCUCCCUGAAGGACGCCAGCGCCACCUUCCUGUAGUGCUUUUCGGGACCCCUUUUCGGUACCGCUU
Calypte anna (Anna's hummingbird) is the source of this 5548-nucleotide messenger RNA. It is a transcript of the gene AK9, whose product is annotated as adenylate kinase 9. The transcript has 38 exons. The record is from RefSeq and is a predicted model, not a curated record. NCBI's taxonomy places the organism in Eukaryota, Metazoa, Chordata, Aves, Apodiformes, Trochilidae. The coding region runs from base 100 to 5517 and encodes 1805 amino acids. Gene Ontology annotation, biological process: nucleobase-containing compound metabolic process. Gene Ontology annotation, cellular component: cytoplasm; mitochondrion. Gene Ontology annotation, molecular function: ATP hydrolysis activity; AMP kinase activity; ATP binding.